Messenger RNA from Angiostrongylus costaricensis, 1449 nucleotides. The record is from the annotation of a GenBank genome assembly. NCBI's taxonomy places the organism in Eukaryota, Metazoa, Nematoda, Chromadorea, Rhabditida, Metastrongylidae.
CUGCAAAUUUCACCUGCCACUAGGCCAAGUUCGCCGUCGUCGAGGAAGAAUGUUUCCACAGUCGAUUCCAGUGCAUCAAUUACCAUUGUCAGAAAGCAAGCACCAACUCAUACUCGUGUGCGUGAUCGAUUGCUUGGUCUUCUGUCAGCGUCAGGAUUACGUGUGGACCUACCGUCGGCGGUCUCCGUUGUAUUUUCGCAGAGUGAUCUAGUCAGCACCGCUUCGUCAAAUGAAAGAAUUUGUACUUCGUCACAGGAAAUCGCUUCCACAACGUCAUUACCCGAUCCUUCGGCAAGCAUCACCGACUCUUUCCCAAGAGUCUUCAAAGAAUUCGAUUUUUUGGAAGCGGAACACGAUAGUGUUUCUGAGACUGCAGACAGCUGCUUUGGAUGGUUGUCGACAAUGCGCCCAAGAUCAAUAGGUGAUGAACCACCUCACGACGACGAUGUUGAUCUAGAUGAAGACGAGGUAUGUUGUGUGGAUGAAGAUGAAGAUGGCAAAUUUUUCAUAUUUGUAUUACGUUCGUAUGAUACAACACAUCAAUUCAGACAAGAGUCAAUAGAUGGGUCAUCGUUCUGCUGUCGCUCGCGUGCCUCAGUUUGUGAAUUAUACUCACAGAAAACUCCACUAACACUUUCUGUGUACAUCCAGUGUCCACAUCAUCUUGAUGGAAAGGAUGAUUCCGAAGGCGAACUUACGGCGUACGCGACUCUACUAUUCACACAGCUUUUCAGGUCGUGCUGUGGUCGAGUAACAUCGUUGUUACGUGAUGCGAUGCACAUUCUGUCUUCACGUUCAUUGACUCGAACACUUGCUCAAGCGCAAGGUGUCCUAACUGAAGUUGCGGAUUGUCCAUUCCUCUUCGUCACUGCACAAUAUCUUCGUUGUUCUGGAGUUCUUUCUCGUUUGAAACUUUCAUUGUUUGAGCUUCGCGAACAUUGGGAGACGUUUAAUGAAAGAAAGGAGCAAAGCAUUCGGGUUAGUUCAGCGUUCUCAUUUGCGUAUACGUUGUCUCCGGCAGUGUUGGAUCAUCAGAGGGAACUGUUGAUUUGUGUCGCUGACUUACCCCAACGCGAUUUGCAAUCUUCUGUACUUUCGGAGCAUUCUGGCGAUUCUUUAGUACUGCUGAUGACCAACAAACGUUAUGCGCAAGCCCUGCAUACUUUAAGACAACUCAGGACAGCGUUUGGGCAAGAAUUUGGUUGUUGUGAGGCGUCUGACAUCGACGUGCUGCUGCUGCUGUUUUGCCGAAGUCAUUUGCUAAAGGCAUGGGCUUUAGUGGGUGCUGUCCCUGAUGUUCUCAGACGACAGAGUCAGUGCCUUCGUGAUGCCAACGCGGAUAUGGCUUCGGCAGUACGACGUCUAGCUUCCGAUUCAGCACCGUCUCAUAGAACCACAGCAUCAUCGUUGACCGAUUCAUUCCAGAAGAUUUCGUAUCUUCCAGAUUGA